AAGAAAAGAAUAAUUCAGGACCUUCAAUUUUUAUAAAGAAAAAAUUCAUCGUUCUCUAUAUAUUGCCCAGCUAUCUUCUAGUUUGAAGAUGUUGCGAACGCAAAUAUCUUCGCAAAAUCAGUGUAUGUUAACGUCGGAUUCAGAUACAGAAUCCGAUGAUCUCAGCAAAUAUUUUAGUGCCCUAGUACCCCCGAGAUAUACGAAAGGAAAAGGCGUUGAAGGGGAAACUAGUAGCCAAAGUGCGAAGGGAUGGAAGGAAGAUUUGGAAUCAUUGGUGAGACGUGCAGAAAUGUAUCAAGACUACAUGAAAGAGAUUGAAAUCCCAGGAAAUCGAGGGUCAGUUAUCCCUUUCAACACAUGGCAAGAUCUAGCAAAAUCAAUGAAGCAACUGUACAAGCAGCCACUGCACUACCUUACCAAUGUACAGAUGAAGCAGUGGGACAAAGCAAGACUCGAUACUGAACAAGAGCAGGUUCCGAUGGACAAUUUCGUGCACCCUGCUAAGGCCGAGGCUACUGUAUGGCUAAUUGAAGAGAUCCACAGGCAAAACACAUCUCACCUCUUUCUUGCUAAAAUUUGGUCCAAUGAACCCCUUAAUUACCAUGCAUUUGUGGAUCCAUUCUAUCAUCAUCAGUACUAAUUAAGUAACUAUAUGGCCGGAUAAGAGGCCAGGCGAAUCGAUAGUAGUCGAUAUAUUGUCUUUAAUUAGGUUAAUUAGAUUUUGAUGCAUGCGAAGGGUUAAUUGUCUCUUGCUAGUACUGGAACGACUGCUGUUUGUAGUUUAUCAUGACCUUCAAAUUGCAUGCAUUUAUCUUGUAAUUCAGAUACUGUCUUGCCCUGUCAUCGUUUGUCUGUCUGUUGGAUUUCACAUAGCCAGGCGACGAUUGCAAUGGAGGCUCAUUUUCACAUAGUACGUACUUGUUAUACAAAAUACUAUGUUACGUAUUAA
Molecule: messenger RNA, 949 nt
Organism: Rhododendron vialii
Lineage: Eukaryota; Viridiplantae; Streptophyta; Magnoliopsida; Ericales; Ericaceae
Product: protein RDM1-like
Exons: 2
Coding region: 89-640 (183 amino acids)
Cellular component (GO): nucleus; RNA polymerase V complex
Source: RefSeq, a predicted model, not a curated record